This is a messenger RNA of Funneliformis mosseae, 600 nucleotides long. Lineage: Eukaryota; Fungi; Glomeromycota; Glomeromycetes; Glomerales; Glomeraceae. The record is from the annotation of a GenBank genome assembly.
AAUCUUAUAGAACUAUACUUAAAAAAUUAAGAGAUUAUGGAAGUAAACACGCUUCCAGAAUUCAUGGUGGUAAGAAUCUAACUCUCCAGCAUCUUAAACUACUUUUGAGAAUUGCAUUAAGGCAAAAAUCUGAUCGCCUUGAUGCGGGAAAUAAUUAUGCUAUGGGUGAUACUGAGACAAGACUUAUGAAAAACUUACACAAAUCUUGGAUCGAUUGUGUAAUACUGCGAAGUAAGAUUAAUGAUAAAAGUUAUCAAAGAUCUGUCAUAGAAUUAGAAUGGGAUAUGAGAUACAUGUGCGAAAGACUUGGAUUAAUGAUAACCAUGUAUGGUCUUAAAAAGAAGAUUGAUUAUAAAUUGGAGGAUUCUGAAUUAGAAACUAACUUUACUAUCACUGAAUUUAUUCCACGAAGUAUUAAAUAUAGGGGUCAGGAACCAUUAUCUUCUCAUUUGACAUUUGAAACUUCACGAGGCUUAUUACACCGUAGAUUACAUGCUGAGAAGAAGAAAGCUUUCGAUGAAUUUACCAAAGAAUAUGAAGAGAGAGAAGAGGAUUGGACUAUUUAUGAUAAUGAUUGGCAUGACUGGAAUGACCUUUUUU